Dreissena polymorpha is the source of this 2673-nucleotide messenger RNA. Its product is annotated as cyclin-L1-like. The transcript is spliced from 11 exons. Gene Ontology annotation, cellular component: nucleus. Gene Ontology annotation, molecular function: cyclin-dependent protein serine/threonine kinase regulator activity. Lineage: Eukaryota; Metazoa; Mollusca; Bivalvia; Myida; Dreissenidae. Bases 126 to 1511 code for a protein of 461 amino acids. Gene Ontology annotation, biological process: regulation of transcription by RNA polymerase II. The record is from RefSeq and is a predicted model, not a curated record.
AAGGGCACACAGGAGAUUAAAUAUUGGCUUCCAAAAAUUAAAAACAACAAUUACUUAUCAAAACAUAUAUAUCUUUAUUAAUAGUGCGAAGGAAUACAAUAGAAAACGUUAUUUGACGAUCAAAGAUGGCGGAAACAAAGUCGAAGGGCCCAACGAUGGAAAGAGACUUCAGUUCUAUUAUAAUUACGUUAGAAAACGUAUUGAUACCAGACGAAAAACUUUCACCAACACCAUCAAUGCAAGAUGGACUUGAUAUAGAUACUGAAACCGAUCUGAGAAUACUGGGUUGCGAGCUUAUUCAAACGUCAGGCAUUUUGCUCAAGCUACCGCAGGUGGCAAUGGCAACAGGACAAGUGUUAUUCCAGAGAUUUUACUACUCAAAAUCUUUUGUCAAGCACAAUAUGGAGGUACUUGCAAUGGCCUGUGUUAAUCUUGCCUCAAAGAUUGAAGAAUGUCCACGAAGACUUAGAGAUGUCAUCAAUACAUUCCACCAUGUUAAACAAGUUAGAAAUAAAAAAAAUAUCCGUCCUUUGGUUUUGGAUCAAAGCUACAUCAAUUUGAAAAAUCAAGUGAUUAAAGCAGAAAGAAGAGUUCUAAAGGAGCUGGGCUUCUGUGUUCAUGUGAAGCAUCCACACAAGGUGAUUGUCAUGUAUCUGCAAGUGUUGGAUGCGCACCAGAAUCAGAAACUGGUCCAAUGUGCAUGGAACUACAUGAAUGACAGUUUCCGGACAGAUGUGUUUGUUCGCUGGCACCCAGAAACCAUAGCCUGUGCAUGUAUCUGGUUGGCAGCCAGGCAACUGCAGGUGCCCCUGCCUAACAGCCCUCCCUGGUUUGAGUUGUUCAAUGUGAUUGAGGAAGAGAUAAGGAACAUCUGCCUCACCAUCCUCCGGCUCUAUGCAAGGCAAAAGCCUAACCCUGAUGCCUUGGAGAAGAAGGUGACUGCUGCCCGCGCUGUGCAGCUUGAGGCCAAACAGAAAGCCAAAGGGCUCUUCUCAGAACGUGACAGUCCCAAUUCAAUCUCCAGAAAUGACUCACCAAAGAAUGUCAGUCCCAAUCCCACCACCACAACACUUAUUGGAGAACUGAAAAAGCGAAUCAAGAAAGAACAAGAGGAAAGAAAUGAGAAGUCCAAGGCUAAACACCGCUCAAGAUCUCGAAGUGGAUCUAGAUCUUCCCGGUCCAGUGGGAGUCUACAGCGGAAGCGACGCCAAAGUCCCUCUCGCAAGGCCAAGAAAGACAAAUACUCUCAGGAAAGACGGUCAAAGGACACACACAAGUCAAGGAAGAGAAAGCACAGAUCACACAGCCACAGUGCCUCACGUUCACCGUCACCUGGCUUCAAAUCUAGUCAUAAGAAACGCUCAAUAGACAAGGGUAAUGAAGGGAAAGAUCGUGACUAUAAGGAAAAUAAGGACAGAUACAAUUCGCCGGAUAGGUAUCCUAGGAAACACCACAGAAAUGGACACUCUAGCCCUUCCAGACUCGACAAGUAUGACAAAUAUAGGAGAUAAUGUACAUUUUUGGAAUAGUGUCUCAAAUUGUUCGUUUUAAAAAAGGUGCAAAUAUGAAAAAUGUUCAAAACAAGGCAGCAGAAUUAUAUUGUUUUGUUUCUUCACCGCGAAUUGCUGUCUUUCUUGUAAUAUUAUCAGGGUGCAGAAUCAACAGUUUUUUCAGGAGUUUACACACGAGCUGGACAGAAUGUAAACACACCAUUAAGAGCUUGCAAAUAUUUAAAGUUAUCAAAAUUAAUUUUCAAAAAUCGUAAGUGCAUAAAAGACAGUUUUUUUACAGUUUGUGUCGAUAUCUAAAGGUACAAAUCCUUGAAUAUGUCUGAAAUCCGUGACAAAAUUUAUAACUGAAAAAUUAAUGCAGUACACAUAGAAGUUUUGAAAAAGAACACCUGCAUAUUAAAUAAAGUAAUUCUGAUGUGAUUUAGAUUGCCAUAAGCAGCAUAAAAAUUGGUCUUUUAUGCAAUAGUUGAAAUUAUUAAGAAAGAUUGUUUUAUACAGUUAUUUGUCAAAAAUGCACCAAUUACUGGUGUGUUUACAUCCAUUAAUAUGUUAUUGUGAAUCCCACAAAGUCACGUGAUCCUGUGCCCUGUUAAAGGACAAUGAGUUUACUUUUUGAAACAUGGUCUCAAUGUAAUUUCUCAUUUUGUGUGUGUCAAUGCCUUGAAAUGUUUAUUCAAUAAAUUAAUUAAGUUUUCUUAAGCUGGAUACAAAAAUGUGUUCCAGUUACAAAAUCUGAUUUAUUUCACUAGUAGAAAACACAUGUGUACAAGCAGUUCUAUACUGGUAAUUGAACCACUAUCGUAAAUAAUGACAUCUUUAUCUAUCAAUCAUACAUCAAUCCAUUAAUCAUAGUUCACACCUUCAUAUAUCAAUCACACUUCCAUCUAUCAGUCACUUCUCCAUUUAAUCCUGAAAGACUGCCUGGAAUUGUAUGGAAAAAACACUAAUGAUGCUCAUGUUCAUGUGUUAAAUGUUUGAAUGUUUCACUUUAAUUAAUGCAUUCUGUUUUCAGGGAUACCUAUCAUGAUUUUGUACAGUUUUAAUUUGUAUAGAUCGGCCUAGAUGGCCUUGUGUUAAUUUAAUCAUGUAUAUCAGUCAUUGCAUAAAUGCCAUUUUUUAAAAAGUCUAAAAGAUAAAUUAGAUUCUAUAUAUAACGACUUAA